Suncus etruscus (white-toothed pygmy shrew) is the source of this 1317-nucleotide messenger RNA. It is a transcript of the gene RAD9B, whose product is annotated as RAD9 checkpoint clamp component B. Gene Ontology annotation, cellular component: checkpoint clamp complex. The record is from RefSeq and is a predicted model, not a curated record. Gene Ontology annotation, biological process: DNA repair; DNA replication checkpoint signaling; mitotic intra-S DNA damage checkpoint signaling. Lineage: Eukaryota; Metazoa; Chordata; Mammalia; Eulipotyphla; Soricidae.
AUGAGAGUGGGAGGGAGAAGGCGGCCGGAAGAGGAAGAGGCCUCCGAGAGAUCGCGACGCUCAGGAAGGCGCAGGCGCAGGCGCAAGCGCGGGAGUGCGGGCGGGAAACAUCCGGGCACCUCGGGCCGGGCCGAGCCGGUCGCGCCGCCGUGCAGUCAGUCAGUCAGUCAGGGCCCCGCCGCUAUGCUGAAGUGCGAGAUGAGCAGCAGCCACGUGAAAGCAUUUGGAAAAGCAGUUCAAGCUGUGUCACGAGUUAGUGAUGAACUGUGGUUAGAUACAACUGAAAAGGGUCUUGCUUUAAGGUCUGAGAACUCCUGCUGGUCAGCAUAUGGCUGUGUUCUCUUCUUUCCUGUGUUUUUUCAACAUCAAUGGUCAACAAUGGAUAAUAAUGCAACACUGAAUUUAAAUUGCCAGUUGGGAAUGAAAUCAAUUCUGCCCAUCUUUAAAUGUCUGAAUUUCCAUGAAAGAAAUGUAGAAAAGUGCAAGAUAUUCACCAGAUCUGAUAAUUGCAAAGUAAUUGUUUAGUUCUUUUGCAAACAUGACUUGAACAAUUCUGUACACAGUGAAAUGAUUGUUGGUCCAGAUGAAUUUGAUUUCUUUCAAAUUGGAGUUGACACUGAAAUAACAUUUUGCUUCAAAGAAUUAAAGGGAAUGCUGACAUUUUCAAAAGCUUUACAUGCACCUAUAUCCAUUCAUUUUGAUUUUCCUGGGAAGCCUGUGGCUUUAAGUAUUGAUGACAUGUUACUGGAAGCUAACUUUGUUUUGGCCACUUUAGAUGAUGAGCCAAGUAGAGCGUCUUCUCCACAAUCACUGUGUCUUUCACAAAGACAAGGAAGGUCAGAUCUGAUAUGCUCCAAUUCAAAGGCUGGCAAAAAUUUAACCAGAACACCCAAUAAGUUUCACAAAAGGUUUUAUGCCAGUGAAACACUCACAAAUAUCUCUACACUCGAAAAUGGUGGCAGCCCUGAAAUGGAAAGUACAAAUUGAAACAGUAGUCAAGUCCAAGAAAGUAGUGUCAGUAACUCAGAAGAGCCAGGGUCUCUGUAUGGCAAGAAGGAUGCACUUACGGUGCUCUUCCGCGAACUCCCCGAAUUUAGAGCUCGUUCUCGAGAAAGCCAGGCUGCUCGAGCAAGAUAUGAACUAGUGAAUGACAGUAGUGGUUCUCAACAAAGAUCUCAACUGGGUUUCAAAAAGACGGGCAAAAGGUUUACAUCACUGGCCAUUGAGAUCAGUGGCAAAGAAGGUGGUCCUGCCAGCAGGAUCAACUCAGACAGCAAGAGGGAGUUUGGGAUGAUGAAAAGGAAAGGCAGGAGCUGA